AUGUCAGAUCCGCAGGCGGCUCAAGAUGGGCCUCUAACCAAAGGAGCCCCCUCUGCGGGGGGCGCAUCGACUGUCGAUGCAAACGAAUGGAUGCAGAAACUAGCUCGAAUGUGUGGCCCAGGUGCCGGACUGCGCAAUGUCGGAAUGCCAAUAGCAAAAAUCGAGUCAAUCUUCGACUCGGUCUUCGCCCGGAACUCAACUAAGACAAGCCGGGGUUCGCAGUCCGCUCCACUGGCCAACACAGUCCAGCUAUAUGGGAGCAACGAGGACAUACUGGAUGCAUAUUAUAUUUUUAUCCAUCCGUAUUAUCCAAUCCUACCUCCACCGGAGCGCCUCCCCGUCUCGCACAAUCCAGUUCUGCUCGGUCCGGAUGGCUUCGAGCCGACGAGCCCACUUGCGCUGGCUAUCUCUGCUAUGGUAGCCCUGGUCCCCCACCAAGACGUGAAGGAGCCUUCGCGACCGGAGUAUGUGAAGAUUCGGAGGGAGGUCUCGCUUCGCUUUGCCGAGGCUGCGCAUGUGGUUGUUGCGAAGGACUACGAGCCGCUACGAUCUCCCACCGGGUUUCAAGGCUCCUUAAGGCAUGUUAUCGGUCGGUCACCCUUUCAUCCCAAAGUGCCCGUGUGCCUGGAAGGCGUUAUUACACUGUCGAUCCUGGGAUUUUAUGAAUAUGGCCAGCGGGGAAACAUGGAGAACACGGCUAGGUUAGUAAAUGAGGCUUUGACGAUGGCUGUAAAGAUUGGAUUGCAUGAGUCGCUGGAGGAAAAUGAAUAUGCGGUGGCCCGACGCAGAUCAUGGUGGUUUACGUAUAUGGCGGCAAGCCACCUGGCAACUGUGACUGGAAUGCCGGCAACAUUCGAUGUCUAUGAUCCUAGCUUUGUGACACCAUAUCCAAAGGACUUUAAACUGCGUGUCGAAGCCCAACAGGCUUUAUAUGAAGCUGGUAUAUUUGCCGUCGAUCUUGAUGAUACUAUUAGAAGUAGAGGAGAGGUGGAAUGGAUUCCGAAACGGAUGGCUGAGCUCGAUGCCCAUAUUACCUCGCUGCUUUUCGAGUGUCGAGAGAAGUUAUCCUCACUCCAAGGCCCACGGCCUGAUUGCGUGGAAUCGGUGGCAUCGAAUGCUCUGCGGUCAUUUACGGAAGUAAAACUACACAGUGCGCGGAUCAAACUGCACCGAUACUGUGCCUUUCAAGAUGUUCCUGUGUUUUCUGAACAACCGGGUCUGCAUCCAGUAUCCACUGCAAGUAAUGCCACAGAAGCAUUUGGUACUGAUAACGCAGAUUUACAACCACCCCCAGCAUCUAUACAAGAUUUUGGGAUUCAGUUUCCGUUUUCUGCACACAUGUCAUCAGUGAUCUGUGUUCAUGCAGCCAUCAAUGUUGUGACUCUGCUUGAUAGCCUUCCAUUCCCCAAUCCAACAAAUGACACCUCUCCUACAAACCUGCCAUACAUAUACCAAAACUACGAGGUACCACGGGGUAUGCCGACGCUGAUUAGCUGUGCCAUGCAGGCGGGCUACACGAUGCUGACGUUGAGUUGCAAAACAAGACCCUUCGUGACGAAAUCGAAAGACUCGGACUUAGGUGAUCUCCCCUUGGCUGGGUUAAGACAAGAGCUGGAGCAGAGCUUGCGCAUAGUGUCGAAAUUUCUAGAAAACCAUGCAAUUGCAUUCGAGGCGAUCCAAGGAAUGCGUGAUGAGAUGGUGGCGGCAAUAGAACGUGAAUUCAACAGAGAUUGA
Molecule: messenger RNA, 1734 nt
Organism: Aspergillus sclerotioniger CBS 115572
Lineage: Eukaryota; Fungi; Ascomycota; Eurotiomycetes; Eurotiales; Aspergillaceae
Product: transcription factor domain-containing protein
Exons: 8
Coding region: 1-1734 (577 amino acids)
Biological process (GO): DNA-templated transcription
Molecular function (GO): DNA binding; zinc ion binding
Source: RefSeq, a predicted model, not a curated record